Messenger RNA from Eruca vesicaria subsp. sativa (arugula), 1436 nucleotides. The record is from the annotation of a GenBank genome assembly. Lineage: Eukaryota; Viridiplantae; Streptophyta; Magnoliopsida; Brassicales; Brassicaceae.
GAAUCGUAGAAAGAAGAAAGAGGUUGAGCGUCCUAUAAAGCGUGAACCAAAGCUGUAUCUGUGUGGGUGGGGUAAAGUCGUGAUCAGUCAUCCGGAUCUGAAUCAUAGACAUGGCGGCCGAGAAGGAGCGCAAAUCUUCAGCGGUCUCCGACAUGGGAGCUUGGGCAAUGAAUGUGAUCAGCUCGGUCGGGAUCAUCAUGGCCAAUAAACAGCUUAUGUCUUCUUCUGGUUUCGCCUUUAGUUUCGCAACGACUCUUACCGGAUUCCAUUUCGCUCUAACCGCAUUGGUCGGUUUCGUCUCGAACGCGACGGGACUGUCCGCAUCGAAACAUGUCCCCAUGUGGGAGCUAAUCUGGUUCUCCCUCGUCGCUAAUGUCUCAAUAGCCGCCAUGAAUUUCAGCCUCAUGCUCAACUCGGUGGGUUUUUACCAGAUCUCGAAGCUGAGCAUGAUCCCUGUCGUCUGUGUCAUGGAAUGGAUCCUCCACAACAAACGUUACUCAAAACUAGUGAAACUAUCGGUCGUGGUUGUUGUUGUAGGUGUUGCGAUUUGCACUGUCACUGAUGUCAAAGUUAACGCCAAAGGUUUCGUUUGCGCUUGCGUUGCCAUUUUCUCUUCCUCUUUGCAACAGAUUUUGAUUGGUUCCUUGCAGAAGAAGUACUCUAUUGGCUCUUUUGAGCUGCUGAGUAAAACUGCUCCCAUUCAAGCUCUUUCGCUUCUCCUUGUUGGCCCUUUUGUUGAUUAUCUCCUCAGUGGCAAGUUCAUUAUCAACUACCCUAUGUCUUCUGGUUGCUUUCUUUUCAUCAUUCUCUCAUGUGGCUUGGCUGUAUUCUGCAACAUAAGCCAGUACCUUUGCAUCGGGCGAUUUUCAGCAGUAUCGUUCCAGGUUAUAGGUCACAUGAAAACAGUGUGCAUCCUCACACUGGGAUGGCUACUAUUUGAUUCUGCAAUGACUUUUAAAAACGUGUCGGGGAUGAUUGUUGCGAUUGUUGGGAUGGUGAUCUACAGUUGGGCCAUGGAAUUGGAGAAACAGGCGAACCUUCUGGCAGCAAAGGCUGUGAAACACAGCUUUACAGAAGAAGAGUUUAAAUUUUUGAAGGACGGUGUAGGAGAAGAAACUACACAGUCACAGAGAGAUGUUGAACUUGGGCACACAAAAGCUUAGUCACAGAUAUGGAUGGAUGAUAGAAAACAUAAUAGACUUCAGGUACAAUUUCUUCUGUUAUACUUUUGUAUUGUUUUUGUGUAAAGGUUGAAUCCGAAUAAUGUAAAAGGUUGAAUCCCAUCAAUCUAUGUUUCGACCUUUGUCCCUUGGUUAUUAAAGAAAAUGUUUUGUUGCUUAUUUAUUUGUCCAAUUCCGUGGAAAUUACCUUCAGUUUUCAUAUGAGUAGAUUGUUCUUCCUAAGCUUUAUCUAAAACAAUAUGACAUUCUUGUCCA